AUGACCUUGAGACUCCCUUUCUGUACAGGAAAGAAGUUUCUCACCAUUGUCAGUGCCUAUGCGCCCACCAUGACCAACCCAGAUGAGAUCAAAGAAAAGUUCUAUGUGGACAUUGAUGCUACCAUCAACUCAGUUUCCAACACAGACAAGCUCUUUAUACUCGGCGACUUGAACGCCAGAGUCGGCAGUGACCUCACUACAUGGGAAGGGGUGGUUGGGAAGCAUGGGAUCGGCAACUGUAACACCAACAGACUGAUGCUUCUCCAGACAUGUGCCGAGCACAACUUUCUGAUCACAAACACCAUCUUUAGCCUCCUCACCCGCAACAGGACAUCAUGA
Molecule: messenger RNA, 339 nt
Organism: Lingula anatina
Lineage: Eukaryota; Metazoa; Brachiopoda; Lingulata; Lingulida; Lingulidae
Product: protein CFDP2-like
Source: RefSeq, a predicted model, not a curated record